UGCAUAUGAUUCCAGACUACAGGGGAGUUACACAGAAUAGUCUGAGGCAUUUUUUAUCAGUCAAGUGUGGUCGCGUGCAGCUAACGCACGACUCGCCGUUCCUCCAAAUCGUCUUUUUGUUUUACCGCCGGCUAUUCGGAAAUCAUUUGCCUUAGUCCCUUUUAUUUACAACCUCAUUUCAGUGUAAUUUGUUUCCUCGUAUGUUUUUUCAAUUCUGGAAUUUCAAACGGUCCGCGAUAUCUCAAAAAUUGUGAUUUGGGUGAUAUUUUAUGAUCUUUUAACGAUUCACUUGACAACGAUCAACACACUGGCGCUACAUAUCUCGUUUAACAAAUUAAGGCUGGCAGGGAAAAGAGAAACAGAGACGAGUUUGUCACAGGUAAAACCUGGAAGGACAUGCUCGCUCAUUGGUAAUUUCUACAAUCAGUAUCAGCGCCGACCUCGCUCCACCAGAUUGUCCGUAGUCGGGAAAGCCGAGACCAAGUUCCCUCAAGUAGAUCCUGUUUGAAACCAUUUUUCAGUCAAGCUCAGACAUGGUCAGAUUACCGCACACGACGAAUGACCCUCAGCUGGUAGAUGAAGAAGAGUUGGAGAACGAUCUGCAAUUAAAAAGUAGUCAAGAGCAUCUGGUGACAGAUACCAUCGAUGCUCCAUUGAAACAUACGAUUAUCAUUCCAAAUCUAGGGAUGCCAUCCGAGAAAAAGAACAAUCAGUGCUUCGCUCUUGCUUACAAUCAGAUGGAUUGUAGCAGACCACAAUUAAACUUAGAAAGUCCAGUGGAUGAUCCAAAAACCGACAAACGUAAGGAGAAAGCUGCAGGUGGAGAUGGUUCGCUGUCAAGUGGAUGCUCAAUAGUGACGAUCUCAUCAGCAGCCAAUUCAGAGCCCGAUCCAGCAUCUCCAGAUGGGCAAAAUACCCUGGGGAGAAGUCGAAGUGUUCUCGAUGAGAGAUGGCAACACACUGCACUUCAAGUAUCUGUACCAUUCUUCAUCGCCGGUGUUGGUACCAUUGGAGCUGGGCUGGUGCUAGGUACCGUUGAAAAAUGGGAAGUAUUCACCAAAGUCUCUCAGCUAUUUAUCCUUGUUCCAUCACUUUUGGGCCUCAAAGGCAACUUGGACAUGUGUCUAGCAUCACGACUUUGCACUCAAGCUAAUUUAGGAAAUAUGAACAGUUACCGAGAGAUCGCGAAAAUGGUAGUUGGUAAUUUGGCACUUGUACAAAUACAAGCCAUUGUCGCAGCAAUUAUAGUUUCAAUAUUUGCAUCGGCUGCCCACGCCGCUAUGAAUGGGGUUUUCAUCUGGGAUCAUGCACUACUUGUAACCGCUUCCAGUCUAUGCACUGCAACCAGUUCCUGCUUCGUUCUCGACCUAGUGAUGAUUGCGGUGAUAAUGGCAGCUCACAGAUGGAAAAUGAAUCCUGAUAAUUUGGCAACACCUCUGGCAGCGUCAUUUGGCGACGUCGUCUCUGUGAGUGUUCUAGCCAUAAUCGCGUCAAAUCUUUUCAUUCGUAUGGAAGAAGAAGUAUUCAUACUCUAUCUGAUUAUCGGUGGUUAUCUACUGAUUUUACCCAUCUGGAUAUGCAUCGUCCUGAGAAAUAAAUAUACCCGGAACAUUCUAACGUCUGGAUGGGUGCCAGUCUUAUCCGCCCUGUUUAUCAGUGGACUGGGAGGAUUGAUUCUGAGUCAAGCCGUCGAUGUACUCUCGGGAUUCGUUAUCUUCCAGCCCAUAAUCAACGGCAUAGGUGGCAAUCUCGUCUCAGUUCAAGCCUCGAGAAUCUCUACAACCCUUCACCAAACUUCAAUUAUGGGAAUAAUACCACCGUAUACUAAAGUACUCAUUAGUCCUUUCAAAGCUCUGAUAAGAGGAGUUCCAUUUGCAAAAACUGCAAGACUAUUGAUCCUGAUGGGAGUGACAGGAGAAAUUGUAUUCAUAUUUGCCGCAGACUACAUCGAACAACGACAAUCGACGUUGCACGUUUAUUUCGUAUUGUCUUACGUUAUCGUAGCAUUUUUACAAAUAAUGCUGCUUCUGUAUGUAGCUCACAUAAUAAUUCAUGCCAUGUGGAGGUUCAAAAUCGACCCCGACAACUCGGCGAUUCCUUACUUAACGGCACUCGGUGACUUAACGGGCACAAUGUUCUUAGGGGGUGCCUUCUGGUUCCUCAAGGAGAUUGGCUAUCCUUAUGCCUUCAACGUUAAGACCUAAGGGGAUGCAAUGGAGGAAUUUAUUAGGAAUCUAAGCAAAGGCUCAAGGGCAUUAGGACAAUGGCUUGUUGAUUUGAGAUUCAAUUCAAUAUCGCAAUACUCGAUGAUUGAGGUAUUUGAAGGACAGUUAUAAAGGACCAUUGAUUUCCAAUGUAAAUAUUCAAGAAACGAGUACAGUGGAAGUAUUAACAGAAGAAAAAGUAUUUCAAACUUGUUAUAAUCACGUUAGAAUGAUAUAAAUGGGAGGAGUGGGAAGAUGAACGAACUGAGGGGAUAGAUAACUCAAACUCACUCUUUCAAUAUCGGAUAUUUCUAACUCAUGUUUACCAGAGCAAUGAAAAUGCAAUAGACAUAAUCAUGGGAGACCGAUGUUAAGAUGGCACUUCGUUAAUUGAAGUGGAAAAUGAAAACAGUGUGGUAGAAAUCCUCCACGUUUACCCAAUGGAAUUUGUCGUUUCUGCUUUUUUCAUACGGAAUCGUAUAUUCAUAAAUCAGCAUGCAAUACUCAAAGGGGAGUAAUACACUAUUUGAUAUUUAUUUUAUUGUUGUAAAUGUGAACGUGCGAUGUACGCACGACUAAACUCAGAAAAAAAUGAACAUAAAAAUGGAUUCAUCUCGAAAAUGCUGAAGCCUCACAGUGAACAGGAUAAAAUGUAGUAUAAAAUACACUUUAAACUUUGUAAAUCAUUUGUAUAUAAUGGUAAAUGCUAACUGGAGCGAUUUAAGAAGGCAAUAUUUGCUAAAUGAGAUGUGUAUUUGCUUCUGAUUGUUUUUAUUUUCUGAAUAAAGGAAAUUAGCCAGAA
Molecule: messenger RNA, 3006 nt
Organism: Diachasmimorpha longicaudata
Lineage: Eukaryota; Metazoa; Arthropoda; Insecta; Hymenoptera; Braconidae
Product: solute carrier family 41 member 1-like
Exons: 10
Coding region: 534-2204 (556 amino acids)
Biological process (GO): monoatomic cation transport
Cellular component (GO): plasma membrane
Molecular function (GO): monoatomic cation transmembrane transporter activity
Source: RefSeq, a predicted model, not a curated record